AUGGAAAACAUAGGAUCGAGUAGCGAUGCUGAUAAACAACACGAAACAAAAUCUCAUAAAGCGAUUGCGCGUGAAGUGCACAAUAUUUUAUACUCUAAGAGAACAGAUCUACAUGAUCUUGUAAUAUAUCAAUAUAUGGAUGGAAAUGCUGUGUUUGAGGAUCCACUUGUUUACGUACAAGGCCAUUCAAACAUCAUCCAACAAUUUUGUCUGCUCGCGGCCGUAUUUCCUGGUAUAACUCCGGAAGUGCACAGUGUCACGGAAUGUGCCACGGCUGGUAAUCACCAUCUUGUCAUAAUCGAUGCGAUAAUAAAAUAUCGACUCCCAAUAAGACUCUUAUUCUUUUUACGUCAAGAACUGGAGUUACGCACCAUCUCUCGUUUCGAGUUCAACGAACAGAAAAAAAUUGUGAGACACGAAGAUGUUUGGAGCAUGAAAGAUCUUGUCGAGAAUUUACCAUUGAUUGGUUGGCUUUAUGCGGAAGUUAUUAGGAAGUCUACGGGAUAUCUGUCGAGUCAAUUCGUGGCUGGGGUUAAAGAGGUUGCUAGGAAAUGGAAUGAAUGGGAUCCAUAA
This is a messenger RNA of Ambispora gerdemannii, 573 nucleotides long. The record is from the annotation of a GenBank genome assembly. Lineage: Eukaryota; Fungi; Glomeromycota; Glomeromycetes; Archaeosporales; Ambisporaceae.